AUGAAGACAAAGACUUUCUUUAUCUCAAAUCCAAGCUAUAGCACAAUAUCUGCAACAUUUUUGGUUAAAGAUAAUAACAGUAUCAUUGAAGACUCAGAAGACUCUGAAAACUCAGAAGUCUCUAAAGACUCUGAAAUAGAAGAAAAUGAAUAUAAUAAUUUAGAAAUUGUUGAAUGUUUUAAAAUUGAAAUUAUUUUGUGUUUAAGAGAUGAAAUAUUUCAACACAAUGAAUUUGAUACUAAUAGUGAAGAAUCACCAGAAGAAAGUACUAAUGAAUCUGAUGAAUCUGAUAAUGGGUCAGUAGUUAGUAAUAAAACCGGACAAGAUAGAGCAGAUGAGUGUGCCAAUAAUGAUCCAACUACUAUAGAUAAAGAAGAUAUUGAUGAAAAUUUGAGUGCUAUAAAAAAUAGUAAUGAAAAUUUUGAAUCUUUGCCUAUAGCACUCCAAAAAGCUG
Racocetra persica is the source of this 454-nucleotide messenger RNA. NCBI's taxonomy places the organism in Eukaryota, Fungi, Glomeromycota, Glomeromycetes, Diversisporales, Gigasporaceae. The record is from the annotation of a GenBank genome assembly.